AUGGAAAGUAUUGUUCAAUUAAACCAGGAGCACCAAAUGCUACUCUGUCGACUUUGCAAAACAGCUGUUCGACCCGGAGCUGGCAUCGAGUCGCACUUUCGCCAAGAGCAUCAGCUGAAAGGCAGGGUGCUAAAGGACAUCAAAAACUACUAUGGAUCGAUGGAGCUAGCCGACCCGAAGUUCGAUCCUAUAUCUUCAUAA
Molecule: messenger RNA, 201 nt
Organism: Fusarium odoratissimum NRRL 54006
Lineage: Eukaryota; Fungi; Ascomycota; Sordariomycetes; Hypocreales; Nectriaceae
Exons: 1
Coding region: 1-201 (66 amino acids)
Source: RefSeq, a predicted model, not a curated record